This is a messenger RNA of Pistacia vera, 1764 nucleotides long. RefSeq names its product kinesin-like protein KIN-12B. NCBI's taxonomy places the organism in Eukaryota, Viridiplantae, Streptophyta, Magnoliopsida, Sapindales, Anacardiaceae. The transcript has 9 exons. The record is from RefSeq and is a predicted model, not a curated record.
AUGGCAAUAAUAUGCAGUGGCAAUGCUACUAAAGGUCUUGCUCCUAAAUUCGAGGAAUCUCUUGGUGGCAAUGCAAAAUUAGCAAUGAUUUGUGCUGUUUCUCCUGGGCAGAGGACUCCUCUAUGCAGCCUCCCAAGGAGAAAAAGGCUCAACUCUUCUGUUAGUGGAUUGCCAGACAAAGGAUCACUAAGGAAUUCAGUGAGACAUGGAUCUUCAUGCCCAAUCUCUGAUCCUUUGGCUAGUUUUUCCAGAGAAAUUUCAGGAGAGGAUAUGCAUGGUGAAUCUGGAAAUGGAUCUGUGAUUUGUGUGUCUCCUUCUUGUCUCAGCAUAGUUCGAACUGAUGGAUCUCCAGUUCUUAAGUCUCCAACUCCAAGUUUUUCACCUAGAAUUAACAAUAGCAGGAAAAGCCUGAGGACAUCAUCAAUGCUAAGUGCAUCCCAGAAAGAUCUGAAUGAUGACAACAAGUUUGAGCUAGAUGCUGUGGAUAUAACCAGAACCUGUAACAACGGUUCCGUCCAUUUCACUCAAACAAGAAGGAAUUCUGUUGCAACAACUGAGCACUUGGCAGCUAGCCUCCAUCGUGGCCUUGAAAUUAUUGAUAGCCACCACCGGAGUUCAGGAUUGAGGCGAUCAUCUUUCAGGUUCUCAUUAAGACCCACUGAUUUUAAACCAGUUUUGCCCGUUGCCAAAGUUGACAUCGGUGUGCAAACUUCUCAAAAUGGUGAGAUGCCAAAAGAAGAUACAGAAAUAUUCUUAUGUAACCAUUGCAAGAACAGAAUGCAGCUAGAUGUCAAAGAGGGGAAUGAGAGCUCAAAUCUUCAGUUGGUACCUUUUGUUGAAUCACACUCUGCGGACAAGUCCAUGAAGCAAGUUCCAAAAGCAGUGGAGAAGGUUUUGGUAGGUGCCAUUAGGAGGGAAAUGGCACUAGAGGACUUCUGUGCCAAGCAAACUUCUGAAAUUAAGCACCUUAAUCGUUUGGUGCAACAGUACAAGCAUGAGAGAGAAUACAAUACCAUUAUAGGACAGACAAGGGAGGAUAAAAUUAUGCGCCUUGAAAGCCUUAUGGAUGGUGUUUUGCCAACUGAGGAGUUCAUCGAAGAAGAAUUUGUAUACCUCAUGCAUGAGCGUAAGCUUCUGAAAGAAAAAUUUGAGAAUCAUCCUGAAAUUUUAAGGACAAAAAUUAAACUCAAUAUAGCUCAAGAGCAACUGGAACAUUUUCAGAAUUUCUGUGAUUUGGAUGAAAGGGAAGUGUUGUUGGAAGGGAUUCAAGAUUUAAGAAGCGAGUUGCAAUAUUUUAUAGACUCUUCUUCAUUAUCUGCUUGAAAACAAAACUCAAUUUUGCAAUUGACUUAUUCAUGUGAUCCCAAUCUAGCACCACCUCUGACUACAAUCCCAGAGUCAGCCGAAAAGAGUGCUGAGGAGAAACUUGAAUGAGAAAGAAUCCACUGGACUGAGAAGCGAGCUAUAGAAGCUGAACAAGAAACUGCAAAGGCAUACAAACAGAUUGAUCAAUUGAAGAAAAAACAUGAAAUUGAUAUUAGGACUCUUAAUGAAAUCAUAGUAGAGCCUUGUCUACCCAAAGAAGCAAUACAACCUAUUUAUAAUGAUUCUGAUGCGGCCAAGUACAAUGUAAAGGAGCCUCAUGAUGAAGGUGAUCAGCAAUGGAGAGAGGAAUUCAAGCUAUUUUAUACUGAAGACAGCGAGUUAUCGAAACUUGCAGAACCCUCAUCAUGGUUCUCUGGUUAUGAUCAAUGCAAUAUAUAG